AAAACUUUUCGGAUUUUCGGCAAUGGCGUAGCAGCAAUGGACGUUCGUUGGCUGUUGCUCAGUCGCUUGGGUGUUCGCGGUGCCUCUAGAAUGAUCUGAUAUUUACUGUUCAAGUGUAAUCUUCCAGCAAGAAGUGAUGGAUCUGGUGCAGCGGGUGUUCACAUUUCUCACUUUCUUUGUUUGCUGCGGUUGUUUAGCGUUCCUGACCGUGUCGCUUGCUACUCAAGAAUGGAUCGAGGCGAAGCCAGUUAUGUUAGUUUAUGUGAGCAAUAAUUCUAUACAGCAAGCUGAAAAUGAAGGGAAAUUCAAAGGAGAAGUGUCUUUUGGACUAUUUCAUGGCAAAAAGACGCUCAAUUACGGGCUGGGCCCGAGGCACUCAACUUUCAGCAUUAAAGAAGAGCUGCAGAAGAAUCCGACGCUAAUGAUCUUCGGCCUGUGGCUCGUGACAGUGCUUGGCAUUUCCUUGGCUGUCGUUUUCGGGCUUGUGAGCUGCAUAUUUGCGAUCGUCAACUCGGUGAUGACGCCCGUAGAAGCAAUCACGGGAAGGGCCGGCCUGUACCUGUGGAAUACUGUCGGAGGUUUCUUUUGCCUGGUGGCCAUCAUUUCCUGGGUGGUGCAGUUCUACCUCAAGCUGAGCCACAAUGUUAUGACUCAGGAUGAGCAGAAUGACAAAUGGACAUCGGAAGGGCGGGCAUCACUGGGCUACAGCUUCUAUUUCUUAGUGGUAGCUCUAGUGCUCUUUUCACUGAAUGUUUGCAUAUUGGUGGUGGCCAGCUUGCAGCCAUGGGGCUGGAAGAAGCCAAAACACAUCACACCCAAAAAUCCUGAGGGUGUGAUCAUGCUCUACUAAUAUGGCGCCUACAAAUUGUCAGUUACGAGGCAUCCAUCGCAUUUUAAGGCCAAUGUAACUAUGUCGUGAGGUUCAGUGUCAAAAGCUACCACCUGAUCAACAUGGGCCAGGAUGACAUAAUUAUAUUCCAGUGCUACCCCUUUUCAUGCACUAUCUUAGGUCCAAGCAUUGCCCUGAUUGAAUUAUCGCCUAGUUUGGCUAGCCAUGACAGUGAAUAAAAAAAGUAUAAAUUUUUAUAUUAUUAUGCCAUCCAUGGCUUCAGAUGUCCGUGCUUUACAGAGCCCUUGGCUUAUGCAAGCCAUUUGUAAACUUAGUGCCUUCUUAAGUUUAAAUAUUUCAGCGGCUGUGUUGCAGUGUCCUAGCUUGAAAAAUAUUGGUGUUAAUGCUACUUGCACUGGUCCACUCCUACUCACUAUCAACUUUUAGGUGCAAUGAAUGCUACAGGGCACAUUAGCCAGUAAAAGGAGCAAAUGUGCAGAUUGUGUCAAUCUGCGCCCAUGGCCGCUUUCUCUGAGAACAGAACACACAACACAGCAAGUGGUACACCUGAUCUUCUGCAGUUGCAUGUUGCACGUUGCACUGGACAUUUACAAAUAAUUAGUACAAUGUAGUGUCGGUGACUGACACUUCAAGCUUGAUAAUGCUGGCAGAGAUGAAUUUACAAGCAGUUAUUUUGGGACAUUAGAAACUAUGUAACCACCUGUGUGGUCCAUGACAAUAAUAAAACUAUUUUUGAUUUGCAACUAAUCGACACUGAAGCACUGAGCUAAUUUUAUUGCAUACUAGGCAGAGACAUGACAAUGAGCACUCCUCACAGCUUUUGCUGUUGUACUACAAGUUGAUUCUGAGCUGGAGUAUAGCUUCCUUGAUUAAUAUAAUGUAAUAAUUAGAACUUCGCCGACCGAUUACCUUAAGCCUGUACUGCCAUAAUAAUUAUACAAACACAGCCUUCGAACAAUGGUGACAGCCAACCUUAAUGCAGCCUGUGAUCACAGCAAGAUACACAUAGGAAUUUGGUGUACCUGCAGCUGUUAUCAUUCUCAUGUCACAUUUCAUACAUCUCUAUGUUCCAAAUGAUUUGUUCAACCCAGACCUUUUUAUAUAUACUUGUUCUGAAGUCAAGAAGUUUUCUUUCUACGGCUUGACACUGAGAGGAAGUGAACAUGUCUGUACUUUAUUCCAACGGGUCAUUGAAGCGUGUUUAUAUAGGAUACCAUUUUGCGGCAAAGAGCUGAUGGUAUAAAAUAUAUUGCUGCAAGUAAUAGCUUGCUUAGUUGAAGUGUGCUGUCGAGUUGAAUUUGAAAGGCAAUUCAAUGCCUUUCCCGAGAGCCCAGUGAAAACUUGAUGAGCACACUAUUGUUGUGCGAAACAUUUUUUGUGUGCCUGUUUGAAUUGUAUACUGGGCACUGAUAAUUUUAUGAAAAAGUUGUCCGUCCAUGUGAGAAGUUGAUCUUCACCAUAAAGCCUGAGGAGCAUUUUGAGCAGCAUGUUCUACAACAUUUUGACGCUUGCUCUUAAGAUUGCACUUUUCUUUAUACCGUGAAAGUCCACCACACGAAAAGGUGCCAUUUUUGUACCAUGUACAUUCCAUCUCACCUAUUUAAGCAUACUAACGUUCGCCUCAAUUUUCAAAGCACAUUUUUUAAAAUGCUGGCUUUCAUAAUGUUUUGAUGCAGUUUUAUGUAUUUACAUGCAAAAUAAAGUUUCUACUUUUUGCAUAAA
Rhipicephalus sanguineus (brown dog tick) is the source of this 2572-nucleotide messenger RNA. RefSeq lists its product as uncharacterized. The transcript is spliced from 3 exons. The coding region runs from base 137 to 850 and encodes 237 amino acids. The record is from RefSeq and is a predicted model, not a curated record. NCBI's taxonomy places the organism in Eukaryota, Metazoa, Arthropoda, Arachnida, Ixodida, Ixodidae.